Molecule: messenger RNA, 705 nt
Organism: Epithele typhae
Lineage: Eukaryota; Fungi; Basidiomycota; Agaricomycetes; Polyporales; Epitheliaceae
Exons: 3
Coding region: 1-705 (234 amino acids)
Source: RefSeq, a predicted model, not a curated record
AUGAAAUCCUUGGCGAGGCUCACCUCUCUGUCGACUCAGACGUUAUCCCUGUUGCUGGAGCGGCAACGGCUGCAGACGCUUGCGUCCAACUCUUCAACAUCCCUGCACGGCCCGCAGAUCGCCAAGAACCUCGAGCAGUUGCGCGCCGGGAUCGUCGAGCUCGAGCAGAACGGCGCCCCAUCGGAGGCCUCGCGCCUGCUCCGCCAGCAGCACGAGCGCAUGCGGGGCAUGCUCGGGCCUGACGCGGACGCGCUGGGCGUGCAGAGGUGCGCGGAGCCGCAACCAGACCCGAUGCCCGACGCGCCAUCCUCGUUUUCGCUCGCGACCGCAGGCCCACCACACACGUCGUCCAGCGACCCGCACUUCGCGCCGUACUCGGACGACCCGGAGGCGGGGUACUCGAACGGGGAGAUGCUGGAGCAGCAGCGGAUGAUCAUGGACGACCAGGACGUGCGCCUCGACGAGCUCUCGCGCUCGGUCUCCCGCCAGCACGACAUCUCGCUCCAGAUCGGCGACGAGCUCGACGUGCACACCGGGCUGCUCGAGGGUCUCGACCACGAUCUCGACCACACCGACACGAGGCUGCGGGGCGCGAGGAGGAGGUUAGGUCGGGUCGCGCAGGGCGCGAAAGAGAACGGUUCGGUCCUCAUGAUUGGGCUUUUGAUUCUCGUCCUCUUCAUUCUUAUCAUCGUCUUCAAGACAUGA